CACACUCGCACAACGCACCGCCGAAAUACUCGUCUGUUGCCCCGUCUGUUGCUCCGCCGUCUCCUGCUCCCUCGCAUCGCAUUGCACUCCCUUCGACGCGCAGCCCCCAUCGGCCUCCGACUCUCGGCGCAGCAGCAGCAGCGACACCAGCUCGAGCGACUCGCCACGACGCGCUCGACCUCGCUCGCACCAGCUUUCUUGCUCUGUCAAGAAAGCUACAUCCGACCCAGCGACCACUCUCAUGGCUUCCGCACCACCCGCAGCGAUGGCUUCGGCCUCGCAGACUCCUUCCGCCAGCAUCCCGAUCAUGCGCGACACCAGCGACAUCUCCGGCACCGCCUUCUUCGAGAAGCGUGCCAACGCGCUCCUGACUCCUCCGAGCUCCAUCAGUCCGGAGUUGGCAGCUCGCCCUGUCAACGCCGGCGCACUCUCUCCGCCACCGAUCAAUAUUGAGCACGAUACGGAUAUGCAGGACGAUGUGGGCAGCCUUCCCAGCGGCGGCAUGCCUUUGAGCCGGGGCGCGCUUUCCAGCCUCGACGGCGCCGUCGCCAUCACGCCUAGCAUGCUCGCCCAGCACCACCUCCCGGCAAUCCUGUUGAACCACGGACCGCGUCCCAUCCGUCAUGUCAUGGGCGAACUGAAUCACACUGUGCCUGGCUUCUCUCGCAUUCCUCCUGCCAAGGCCCGGCGCAUCGUGGUUGCCGCAUUGGAGAGCAGAGAUGGAGGUGGAGUGGACGGAAGUGUCACCUUCAGCAAGACGGGUUGGGGACGGUGGGAUGCGCAUAUCAAGGGCUCCUCGCGCGACUCCGGAAUCGGCUCCUUCAACGAAGGCAACCUCUCGCCUCCUCGCAGCGAGCACGGAAGCUACGCUGCGUCUCACAACGACUCUGCUGUCCAUGUUCCGGUCGGUCAUAUGCAAGCUAGACGCAGGGAACAAUUCUCAGGCGGCAGCUGGACUGCGUCCAGCAUUCAAGAGGAGAACGAAUUCGACAUGGACAUGGAUCCCAUUGAGGAGGCAGCGGAUAAGAUGUCCCUCGAUGGACUGUCCAGCGACUCCUCUGACACGAACGAUGGCGAAACCGACAACGAGGACUGGACGGCGCUCGGCCUCGAGACGAUGCGGAAGGCUUCAUUGCCCACUCCCAACGCCCCGAUCCAAAACUACCGCAAAGUCUCCGUUCCCUAUACUGGACGCUACGCUCGGACUGGCAUUCGAGGCCCACCACCAAUGAAUCCUGCCCGCAAGAUGCAUUCUUCUUCUGUUCCCCUUGGAAACGGCAUGCGCGCCAUGCGUACUGCUGUGCAGUCUCCGGCCGAGCGUGAUGCAGUCGCCGCCUUAAUGAGCAUGGGCAGCAUGUAAAGAUUGCUUAUCUGGAGUUUUUGGCGUUGUCACGGACCUCCUCCCCUCUCCCACUCUAUCUCACGAUCUCCUGUUUACGAACGACACUGGGCACCAGUCUUCCUGUUCAAGUGCUGACGGAAGAACCUGGAUUGACAUGGGUGGCGUUCUCCUCUCUCUCUCACCCUCACCUUCUCGGAAGAUACCCAUUUUUGCUUGCAUUGUUUCUUGGGAUACAGACCCACGGACGAUGACCCCGUUCCUACCGACGUCAAGCGCUGACGCCUCGGUUUCUGGCGACGACCACGCUCGUUUCCUGGCAUCUCUCUACCAUACCACAUGGACUGACGACCAACACACUCAACAGGCCAAGUGAGCCUUUCACGACCAGCAUUUACUUUCUACAUCAGUCAGUGUCCAGCGACGAAAGUCAAAGGGCCAUUGGCUACUCAUACACAUUCACAUUCACAUAUUAUGAACGAGCUUGAUCUAUUCUGGAGAAGCGAUGACAAUCUUGAGCUCGCGAAACGAUGCUAGAGCUCGAUGGAGUAACUCCGAUUGGUUUUGUUCAUUUGCGCAAUUGAGUCGCUGAAGAAGGAGGAGGCUAUAUUGGCGGACUUCAACACACGCUUGCAAUGCGUUCGAUUUUGAGAUAAAAGAAAGAGCGAGGCUCUCUGACUCCGGCGCUGCGGCCGGCAUGCGUCUCAUUCAUUUGAGCACGCGCGAGCUAUUAGUCGUAGCAGAGAUAGUUGGCCAUUUGUAGAUACAGUUGCAUUCGCGACUUCAAUUCAAUGGUCAUACGCGUC
Cercospora beticola is the source of this 2145-nucleotide messenger RNA. It is a transcript of the gene STB3, whose product is annotated as Stb3p. Gene Ontology annotation, molecular function: sequence-specific DNA binding. Gene Ontology annotation, cellular component: nucleus. The record is from RefSeq and is a predicted model, not a curated record. Gene Ontology annotation, biological process: positive regulation of transcription from RNA polymerase II promoter by glucose. Lineage: Eukaryota; Fungi; Ascomycota; Dothideomycetes; Mycosphaerellales; Mycosphaerellaceae.